UCCUGCCCCUUCUUGCGCGGCGGAAGAGGGUGUGGAUGAUAGCGGCGACCUUCGAAGUUCUCCUCCGUUGUCCCGCCUCCUUUUCCCUUUCUGUAUGGCGGGAUAGUGAAACGUACGCACGCGUACGCGCAAUACGGAUUAUCGAAGGUGGUAGCUGGAAAUUACAGGCUGUGAGAGGCGAGAGGCUGAGGGGAAAUACUCGCAGCGGUAACAGUAGCUGCAACUGUCUCUGGUCCCCUCAUACCUUCCCCUUCUUUCCUCAUUACGGCGGGCGGAAAGAAUUCGCCGUGGGUGGAACGUGCAGUCUGAUGCGUCCCCUGUGGUUGGUGUUGGACCUGGGGCGGCUGUAGGGUUAUUCUCGUGAGGCAUAAAGAACAGCCUAUAUAUUAAAUGAAGAGAGUUGCACUUAAGAGAGAAAUCUGGACUAAUAAGAUUGACAGGUAAAUGAAUUCUGAAACCCAUGUGGAUCUCUGAUACUUGUGUCUGAUUAAAAACUAUUUUGAUCCACAGUAUCAGGAGCUUUGAAGUCAUUGCAUUCAUUUCAAUGUGUUUUGCUAAUGGGUGUGAGCAAACUAGAUGUCUUAUACAGGCGCCUUCUUCUCACUAAGCUUUUUAUUCAAGGAUGGGGAAGACCAGAAGACUUGAAAAGAAUAUUUGAAUUCAGAAAGAUUAUUGGAAACAGAGAAAGAUGUCAGAAUCUGGUUUCAAGAGACUAUCCGGUGCAAAUAAACAAGGUUGAGGAGCAAUCAGACUGUAAGGUCCUGGAUGGGCACUUCAUUUCCCCUUUGGCUCAUUAUGUUCCAGAUAUCAUGCCAUCAGAAUCCAUCACAGCAAGGUUUCAAUUUUUAGUACCAAAGCGAUGGAACAGCAAAUACAGACCAGUGUGCAUUCAUUUAGCAGGCACUGGAGACCAUUACUUUUGGAGACGACGCACUCUAAUGGCCCGUCCAAUGAUCAAAGAAGCCUGCAUGGCUUCACUGUUGUUAGAAAACCCUUAUUAUGGAUGCAGAAAACCUAAGGAUCAGUUAAGGUCAUGUCUGAAAAAUGUCUCUGACCUGUUUGUGAUGGGAGGAGCUCUUGUGCUAGAAUCAGCAGCUCUUUUGCACUGGUUGGAAAGAGAAGGCUAUGGACCCCUGGGAAUGACUGGAAUAUCCAUGGGAGGACAUAUGGCGUCAUUAGCAGUGUCAAAUUGGGCUAAACCAUUGCCACUAGUUCCCUGUCUCUCCUGGUCUACAGCCUCUGGUGUUUUUACUACGGGUGUACUGAGCAAGGCAGUGAACUGGAGAGAACUUGAGAAACAGUAUUAUACUCAAAGUGUUUAUGAAGAAGAAAUAAUUCAAAUGCUUGAAUAUUGUGGAACAGAUUCAUUCAAGAUGGGACAAGACUUUGUCAAAAAUUCUCCUGGCAGUGUGGACAGUUUAAGCAACCUGGAUCUGAAUUCCAAUACGGUGAACCUGGAUACCAGAAACAAUGUUCUGUCUGUGGAAGCUGGUCACUGCCUUAGCAGUAGCAAAACUACUCUAAGUGCCUCAGCAGAAGGACUGCUAGUGCAAGAGGCAUCAAAAAUGCACUGCAUAAACCAGACUUUUUCAACCAGCAGCAGUAGCAAUAAGGAUUUUACCAAUGAGCAGAAGAACCUGAUAAGUGGAAAAAGUGACCGUUUACAAAGAGAAUCUUUAAGAUUCAUGAAAGGGGUGAUGGAUGAAUGUACCCAUGUAGCUAAUUUUUCAGUUCCAGUUGAUCCAACACUGAUCAUAGUAGUUCAAGCCAAGGAAGAUGCUUAUAUUCCAAGAACUGGAGUGCGCAGCCUUCAAGAAAUAUGGCCAGGAUGUGAAAUCCGAUACUUGGAUGGAGGUCAUAUUAGUGCUUACCUCUUCAAACAAGGAUUGUUCAGGUUAGGCAUCAAGCAAGCUAUAUAUGAUGCAUUUGAACGCUUUCUACAGAAGUAUGGUGUAUAGUCCUAUCCUCUUAAACUGCUCUGUAAAGUUUUGAGCUAUUUUUAAUGUGGAUAUUCUUGUUAACUUCAUGUGGAGAACAAGUCAGAAGUUAAAUUAAAAGUCACCAAUUGGAUGGUAUAUUCAACUUAGUGAUAUGUAAGACUGUUAUCAACCAAUUUCAACGUUAACUUGCAUUAGUCAUGCCACCGACAAUUCUAGCACAAUUUAUUAAUGAAGAUCAUGUCUGUUUAUAGGAUACAUUGUUUUUGAAGAUUAUUUUAUUUGGGAAAUGCACAUAUUCUUUGAAGAGAGACCAAUACAGUAUUGACAGCUGUUUAAAAUUGGCUUUAUGUAAAUUUCAGUUUCAUGCCCCACGUUGUCAUAAGGAGUUCAAAAAUAUAGUCAUAAGGCACAACAAAUCACCUACAGGGAGGGGACAAACUAGACUCAAUUUGCUCAACAUCUUGAAAGGUUUUUCAGUGGAAAAAUCCUUAAGGUAGUCUAUACAGACACUUAAUUUUAGCAGUAGGCAGAUACAUGUAUCCACAAUCUUCAGUAUCCCCUAGCCCUGUUUCUACUUCCGUUGGAACACUGUAAUUUCCUGCAUCUCUUUACUAAUUCUUUUUUUUAAAAAAAGUGUCCAACUUUAAUCAUACAAAACAGGAGCGCUCUGUAUGCUCUUGAGGCAGGGGGAAGUGCAUUAUCUCUAGCUACAAGGAAUAAAAAACUGUUAAUUGGCUGAAGUGCUACACCUGAAAUGAAAAUAAAGUGUGGAGCCUUCUUUAAAUGUUG
Molecule: messenger RNA, 2729 nt
Organism: Rhineura floridana
Lineage: Eukaryota; Metazoa; Chordata; Lepidosauria; Squamata; Rhineuridae
Gene: ABHD18
Product: abhydrolase domain containing 18
Exons: 15
Coding region: 558-1958 (466 amino acids)
Source: RefSeq, a predicted model, not a curated record